CCAAGGGUGGUGUUUUAGUUAGCUGUGCGUUGUGAGCCGCAUAAAUAAAGACUCUCUCUUUCAUUUAUAUCUCAAUUUCAUUCAUUUUCUUUCUCGAUCAUCAUCAUCAUCAAUCAUCAAUGGAGAAGUGGGUUCGUGGAGAAGAAAUUGGCCAUGGAAGCUUCGCAACAAUCAGUAAAACAAAACCCAGAAAGGGUUCACCUUUAAUGGCUAUAAAAUCAUCGAAAGCUUGCGGUUUCCAAACUCUGGAGAACGAAAAGCGAGUACUCGACAAAAUCGGAGCUUGUUCACAAAUCAUUAAGUGUUAUGGCGAAAAUCAUAGCGUUGAGAAUGGUGUCAAUUAUCACAAUUUACUGUUGGAGUUCGCCUCUGGUGGCAGCUUAUCGGACCAAAUCAAGAUCAACGGUGGUCGAUUGCCGGAACCCGAAAUCAGAAGACAUGCAAGAUCGAUUCUCAAAGGGCUUUCUUUUAUUCAUUCCAAGGGAUUUGUUCAUUGCGAUAUAAAGCUUCAGAAUAUUCUUAUGUUCGAUAAUGGUAAUGUUAAGAUUGCUGAUUUUGGAUUAGCCAAAGAAACUUCUUCUUCUUUGGAAACAGAGCAGUUAACUGUAAGAGGUACUCCUCUUAAUUUGGCUCCUGAGUCAGUAAACUUCAAUGAGUACGAAUCUCCUUCGGAUAUUUGGGCUUUGGGUUGUGCUGUGGUGGAAAUGGUGACUGGGAAUCCGGUGUGGAAUUACAAACAAGAACCAAACAUUUGGGCUCUGUUACUUCGAAUUGGGGGAGAUGAAGUUCCAGAAAUUCCAGAAGAAUUGUCAGAGGAAGGCAAAGAUUUUCUAUCAAAGUGUUUGAUUAAGGAUUCUAAGAAGAGAUGGACGGCUGAGAUGCUUUUGAAUCACACCUUCGUUUCAGAUAUCAAAGAUGAUGACGAGUCUGAUAACACUGUUGUAUCGGAAGAAUUCUCACCAAGAUGCCCUUUGGAUUUUUCUAACUGGGAUUCGAGUCCACAGCCUAAUUCACCAGAGUUUUCACUUGAAUUGUUUAAUGUCUUCGAAUUCUCUUCUUCUUCCUCUUCUUCAAAUUGCCUAAUUUCGCCGGAAAAUCGUCUCCGGCAACUGGUGUCCGGUGACUCAGCCAAUUGGUCAUUUUCAGAAAGUUGGGUCACAGUUAGAAACUAAAAAAAAAAUCUCUGCUGAUAUUUUUUUUAAUUUUGUAAUUUUUGUAAAUAUUAGUAACACAGAACAGAUUUUUUAUUAGUUCGUCUGAUCUGGAUGAAUUUUGAUUUGAUUAUUAUUAAAUACUUUUGUACAUUAAAACAAAAGUUUAGAGUGAGUAAUUAAAAUACAUCAAAGAAUUUUUAUUUUCCGGCGAAA
Molecule: messenger RNA, 1367 nt
Organism: Cannabis sativa
Lineage: Eukaryota; Viridiplantae; Streptophyta; Magnoliopsida; Rosales; Cannabaceae
Product: mitogen-activated protein kinase kinase kinase 20-like
Exons: 1
Coding region: 120-1172 (350 amino acids)
Biological process (GO): protein phosphorylation
Molecular function (GO): ATP binding; protein kinase activity
Source: RefSeq, a predicted model, not a curated record